GUUCAUAAUGUCUUUCGCCCAGAGGUCAUUUGUGCAAAAAGUAUCAAAGCAACCGGCUUCUGAUGUGAGGAAAAACAUUAAUGUCCAUAUGCAGUCAAAGACCACAAGUUCCGCAGCAAUAUGCUCAUCUACGCUUUCCCUCACCGAACCACUUGAUUAUGAAGAAUUUCUGACUCAACACAUGAACAUUAUUAACCGAGAUCCGCUAAAGCACAUCUUGGAUUUUCCCCAAGGAGAUGUUUCAGUGAAGAUAAUACCGCGGAAAAUUCGCACUAUCGAUCACAUUAUACCCAAAGAGAAUAUCUCUGAUUUACCAAAACAUUUACAAGAGUGCAUUCGUUGCUACACUCGUCCUUGGAAAGUUGUGGAAUAUGCAGAACGCCAUUACUCGAGCUCUUGUUGUGCCCGAGAGCGUAUUGAUCGCGAAACUAUCAGCACAUCGGCAUACCAGCAAGAAUUUGAGAUUGACAAAGAUUUCUCCUCGUUUGACGAAACGUUCAUCGAUAAGAGCGAAAGCUGCACACCUAGUUCAAGACAAUCAAUAGCCAGCUUAGCAUCAGUUAGUUCUUGUACAGAUACACUUACUCCUCGUAGUUCUUGGGCCAGUUUUGAUUUAAGGCGUUCAAUUAAUGACCCUCUUAUACCCAAUUUAUUGGAUAACGUACCGUCAGAUCAAAUUGAUCAAUUAAAUGACGCACGGCGUCAGGACGAGCGUCAAUCUGCAUUUUUUUCACUUUAUCCAGAAAAUGAAACUGAAGAAGUUAUUGAGCGCAGAUUACCUGCCGAGCUGCCAGUGGAACAUAUGGGUCAUCGUAUACAGAUAAAAUGUCUGCAGCUGAAGCUGGAGUUAGAAGUAGAACCUAUAUUUGCAUCGAUGGCCAUAUAUGAUGCAAAAGAGCGUCAAAAAAUCUCUGAGAAUUUUUACUUCGAUAUGAAUUCGGAUGGUCUGAAGCAAAUGCUUUCAAACCAUGUUCGCUGUGCCGAUAUUAGCACGCAAAGUCGUUCGGCUAUAUUUGAAAUUUCCUAUCCAAGUAAUGAUUUGUUCCUAGUUAUACGACUGGAAAAAGUACUUCAAGGCGACAUCAAUAACUCUGUCGAACCAUACCUGAAAGACGACAAAGACAAGUAUAGAGAGAAAGUUAAGUCAAAUGCAAUGGAUUAUUGUGAACGUUUGGGAAAAUAUCGCAUGCCUUUCGCUUGGACAGCUAUACAUUUAACAAAUGUUUUCAAUGGCGAUAAUUUUGAUAAUAAAGACGGCAGCGCUGGCGAGAGAGAUUCAUCGGGCAGUAUUGGUAGUGCCACCUUGGGGUCUGCCGCAAGUUCAAAUAGCUUAGAUCGCAAGUCUUCGACCAGCAGCUUUGAUCAACUACGCAAAAAAGCAAAUGAUAUGAGCGGAACACUGACAAGACGGGGCUCUCUGGAGCGCAGGGAAAAACGACGCUCUUGGUCACCGGAUGACUUUGCCAACGUUGUUGAAAGUUUUCGUCCUAUAACUUUAACUGUGCCAAGUUUCUUUAAACAAGAGGCGGACAAAAUGAAAGACGAAGAUUUAUAUAAAUUUUUGCCUGAACUUAAGCGUCCAAGUACAGUUAUGAAAAAAUAUAAAUGCAUUCCGGGAUCUAUAAAAUUGGAGAUAUCGCCGUGUGCUGAAGAUGUUAUGAACUCGUUAACACCAGAGUUGACCAGAAUCGCGCCGUAUAAUGGAGAGAAAACACGUCCUGUCAAAGAAAUAUUGGAGUUUCCAUCGCAGCCCAUUUAUAGCUCCCACUACAGCUAUCGCAAUUUACUUUAUGUGUCUCCCAAAGAGUUGAAUUUUUCGUCACGCGCUGGUUCGGCACGUAACAUUGCCAUUCGUGUGCAGUUGAUGGCAGGAGAGACCCCUAAGGAUGCAGUUAAUGCCAUUUUUGGUAAAUCUUCGUGUCCAGAAUAUGCAUCGGAAGCAUUUACAUCCGUCAAUUACCAUAACAAGUGUCCAUCAUUCUAUGAUGAGAUUAAGAUUGCUCUGCCUGCUUCCAUCAAACAGCACCAUCAUUUAUUAUUUACCAUCUAUCACGUAUCGUGCCAAAAAAAGCCGCACGAAAUGCAGGUUUCGGUUGAAACUCCCAUCGGCUACACCUGGUUACCACUUCUAGAGGAUGGCAAACUUAAAGUUGGUGAAUUCAAUCUGCCUGUUAUGUUGGAAUCGCCACCGGAGAACUACUCGUUCAUACCACCGAACGUUCAUCUUCCUGGGAUUAAGUGGUUGGACAAUCACCGUGCCGUAUUUUCUAUCAAUGUAGAUGCUGUGACUUCAGUUCACACUUUGGAUGCACACCUUGAUCGUUUUUUUCUAACUUGUGAGUACUUAGAUACCCACAACAUACCCUCCCACAUAGGCGAGUGUAAUAUGGAAGCAGAGUUAAAAAGAUGUCUGCUGGAUAUAGAGAAUGCCAAUCGUGAAUCAUUGGUUAGGCAUCUACCUCUUGUGUUGGACAAGCUAAUCGAGUUAUUGGUAACUACAAAUAUAGUAGGAAGCCAGACAAUGUCGUUGGGUUCGACUGUGUUUGAGGUGCUUUGCUUGGUGUCAGCACAUUUAUCCAUUUUAAGCGAUAUAUAUCAUUAUGGACGACAAAGUUUAUUUUCCACUUACGUGCAAUUUCAAUGCAAAAUACCACAUCCAUUGGCAGUUAAGUGCUGUCUAAGUCGUAGCAGUACCAAUGAAAUUCAGUCAGGUUAUAUUACAAGCGCUGGAACCACUGAACUUGAUAAUGGACAACAUCUAACUGGCGGUCUGAAUGUUAACUUCAGUCACUUACGCUACUUACACGAAGAACUCGCCUUGCAAUAUACACUGGCUAGUGGCAAAGUAGCAGAUUUUGCCAUGAGCAACUCCUGGUUUUUAUUUGAGCUAAUUAUUAAAUCGAUGAUAGAGCACUUGGACUAUUCGGGUACCCUAAAUGCACCACGGAAGAUUCGGUUUCCACAAAAAUUCAUUGAAGACAUAGUCACGCUUGUCACUGUUGUAACCAACAAAAUUAUAGAGUACCAUACAACAGACUGCAGGUUAGCUCAGUCACUCAACGCAAGCUUAAGUUUUUUUAUUUUUGAUCUACUGAGCAUUAUGGAUCGCGGAUUUGUCUUUGGCCUAAUUAAAAUGUAUUCAAAGGUUAUAACAUCAAAAAGUGCUUCCUCACCUGAUUUAAUGAACUAUAAAAUAGAUUUCAAUCGAAUCGUAUGUAGUCAUGAACAUUUUGUUGCGUUAAAUUUGCCCUUUGGUACUUCUUACACAACUAUCUCAGCACCUUGCAGCCCAACUCCUAGCACCACAUCAAACACAAGUCAAGCUUCAUAUGGCUCCAUUGAACGCGCCUUGCACGCUGACCUUAGCACAGAAUUUCGUCAACAACACUUCCUGGUUGGUCUUGUGCUAGGCGAUUUAGCCACUGGCAUGGAAGUGCCCAAUCCGCAACUGCAUGGAAAAGCAAUAAACUGCAUACGCAACCUUUUAGCUUCCCAUGACUCACGCUACGAUACGGAAGCACGUUCGCGAGUAGCUUCACUAUAUAUACCGCUGCUCUCAAUAGUCAUGGAUACCUUUUCACAGUUACAUCAAUUUUUAUCAGACGCUCAGGAUCAUGACCGUUUGCAUCAGAUGGGUCAACUUGAAGAUUAUCAGGGCCCUAACCAGACCAUAACCACGGCGACUAUAAGUCCAGAGGUAGCAUUUGCCAUCUCGGGUAGUCGUGUAUAUUCCUAUAUGACGGAACAAUCGAAAAACAAGAUACCAUUAAGCGCAGAGAAUACGCGUCAUUUGCUGGCUUGCUUCCUAUGGGUGCUGAAAAAUUUGGAGCGCACUAUCCUUUACCGUUGGCUACUCGGCUUGAGUCCUCAUCGCGUGCACCAAAUGCUGCAGGUAUUGAAUACAUGCCUAAAGGCGUUUGAGUAUUCGGGUCAAAAGCGGUUGCCCACAAUAAAGCGGGCUAAGACUCAUAGUUUCCGUAAGACAGGACCAACUGAUGUCAAAGAAAAAUUAGAAGAAUGCAUUAGAGGAACAAAUUCGGCACGUUAUGAUCUCAUAAACCGUCGCAAAGAUCGAAACUCAACGGAGAAACUUCGCUGGCGUAAGGAUCAGAUGCCAUACCGAUCACAGUACAGUGAUACAGUUACGAGAAAUGAGCCAGAACUUGAAUUAUGCCAUUUCAUUGAGGGCUCACUUUCAACAGAAAUUGCGCUUAUCACACUUGAUUCAUUGGAAAUAAUAGUGCAUGUGGCCACCAAUCUACACCAUAAUCUACUAGGGACUGUACUAAAAGUUUUAUUGCACAGUUUAUCCCAUAAUCAGUCGACACUGGCACUACAAAAUUUGUUUGCUUCUCAACGUGCGCUGAUCUUUAAAUUUCCCAAUCUUUUGUUUGAUGAAGAAACAGACAUCUGUGCAGAUUUGUGCCUCUUGCUAUUAAAGCAUUGCGCAUCACAAUUACCAGGCAUUCGUUCACAAGCGGCUGCAUCGCUGUACUUACUAAUGAGACAAAAUUUUGAAAUUGGAAAUAAUUUUGCACGCGUUAAAAUGCAGGUGACCAUGUCAUUAAGCUCUCUGGUUGGCACUAGUGCGUCUUUUAGCGAACAGUCACUUCGUCGUGCGUUAAAAACCAUUUUAGUGUACGCCGAGUCUGAUGCAGAUUUACAGGAAACUUCCUUCCCAGAACAAGUCCAAGAUUUACUUUUCAAUCUACACAUGAUCCUCUCAGACACAGUGAAAAUGAAAGAAUAUCAGGAGGACCCAGAAAUGUUGCUUGACCUAAUGAAUCGUAUAGCCAAGGGAUACCAAAACAACCCAGAUUUAAGGUUAACAUGGUUGGAAAACAUGGCUAAAAAGCACCGUGAACGAUCCAAUCACACCGAAGCGGCCAUGUGCUAUGUACAUGCUGCUGCAUUAGUUUCAGAAUAUUUAAGUAUGCUCGAAUCACAAACACAUUUGCCUGUCGGUGCGGUUAGUUUUCAGCGCAUUUCACCAAACACAUUCAUGGAGUCUGCAGUAUCGGAUGAUGUUCUUAGUCCAGGGGAAGAUGGCAUUUGCUUAGGAAAUCACUUCACUGAGACGGGAUUAAAGGCAUUGCUCGAAGAAGCUUCUAACUCCUUCCAAGUUGCUGGCAUGUAUGAAGCUAUGAAUGAAGUCUACAAAAUACUAACUCCUAUUUGCGAGGCAAACCGCGAGUUUCAUAAGCUCGGCAAAGUUCAUGGUAAACUGCAGGAAGCAUUCAAUCGAAUUGCGCAACUACAGGGUAAGCGGGUAUUUGGAACGUAUUUUCGAGUUGGUUUCUAUGGCGCUAAGUUUGGAGACCUGGAUCAACAAGAAUUCAUUUACAAAGAGCCCACAUUAACAAAGUUGCCAGAGAUAUUUAGUCGACUUCAGAACUUUUAUGCGGAUAGGUUUGGUCCUGAUUCUGUGCACAUAAUUAAGGAUUCUAAUAAUUUCGACAUAAACACAUUAGAGCCAGAAAAAGCUUAUAUACAAAUCACCUAUGUCGAACCUUUCUUUGAAACCUAUGAAAUGCGUCAUAGAGAGACUUACUUUGAACGAAAUUUUAAUAUUAAGCGGUUUAUUUUUGCAACACCUUUUACAAAAAGCGGAAAAGCUCAUGGAGAAUUACAUGAGCAAUGUAAACGAAAAACAAUAUUAACAACGGCCAACUACUUUCCUUACGUUAAAACUCGUAUCCAAGUAAUCAGCAGAGCGCAAUUUCAAUUGGAGCCGAUUGAAGUAGCAAUUGAAGACAUUCAGAAGAAAACAUUGGAAUUGGCAGCGGCUACAAAUCAAGAGCCAGCUGACCCAAAAAUAUUACAAAUGGUAUUACAGGGUUGCAUUGGUACCACCGUUAACCAAGGUCCAAUGGAAAUGGCUAGCGUAUUUCUUUCAAACUUAUCGGACGGCACGACCAUACCUACGAAACAUCAAAAUAAAUUGCGGUUGUGUUUCCGCGAAUUUUCAAAACGUUGUGCGGAUGCUUUAAAGAAGAAUAGGAAUCUAAUAAUGUCGGAUCAAAAAGAUUAUCAACGUGAACUGGAACGUAACUACGAGCGUUUUGUGGAACGUCUUACACCGCUUAUCACACUUACAUCAGUACAAACACAAGGUGUUGUACGAGCCAAUGCCUAUCAAAAUAAAACAACGCCGCUUAAAUGCGUGUCGGAUUAUUUUAAGUAAGUUUAAAUAUGAAGAAUAAACAAACCGGUUUUGAACA
This is a messenger RNA of Drosophila grimshawi, 6221 nucleotides long. RefSeq names its product dedicator of cytokinesis protein 7 (gene Zir). Lineage: Eukaryota; Metazoa; Arthropoda; Insecta; Diptera; Drosophilidae. The transcript has 14 exons. Gene Ontology annotation, molecular function: guanyl-nucleotide exchange factor activity. The record is from RefSeq and is a predicted model, not a curated record. Gene Ontology annotation, biological process: positive regulation of GTPase activity; small GTPase-mediated signal transduction. Bases 8 to 6184 code for a protein of 2058 amino acids.